Stylophora pistillata is the source of this 2348-nucleotide messenger RNA. RefSeq lists its product as uncharacterized. NCBI's taxonomy places the organism in Eukaryota, Metazoa, Cnidaria, Anthozoa, Scleractinia, Pocilloporidae. The record is from RefSeq and is a predicted model, not a curated record.
GACUCAAAACAAAUUCUGAUCUAAAGUAGAAAUGUCACAUAAUGAAGUUUACUUGCGUCUUUGAGGACACUUUGAACGAGAGACCUACGCAUGCGAGUCACAAUACACAACUUCCCCCACGGUUUGAACUAAGCUGGCUUUAAACUAUGGCGUUUCUUUUUCUUCUCAUUUCGUUGGCUCCUAAAACGAUCGGACUAAAAAUGUGCUUUGAGAGCGAAGCUGAAAAGUAGAAGAAGCAGUAUUUGCAGUUUCAAUAGCGGAAAGCAGGCGUUUUCUCUGGUUUGAAAGGUUUAAAAAUCAAUCAAGAAUUCACAAAUAGCGGGAAAAUUCGAUCGAUGUCGUCGGCUUCCUUCAUCGUUAAAGCACUACUUACCCGGACCAUUUUUGCUGGCCACAUUAUCGUGUCCGUUUGGUGGGUAGUGCAACUGACACUUAAUACAAAAUUGUGGCAUCUGGCAUUCUUCGAAGGAUUGCUGUUUCUGGAAACGCUGUUCUCUGUGUUCUACAAAGGGGGACAUGAGUACAAAUGGUUUUCCCCUUCAAUUUUUUGUCACUUGAUUGGAAUCAUUCCCUGCGCAUGGAUUCUGGAAUUCGAUCUUCUGGAGGUGAGAAGAAAUGGCAAUUCAACCAGUGACAAGCUAAAUUCAGACGUACUGAUAGUUUCAGCUGAGAGGUGGACAGAUUUAAUACAACAGACUACCAUGCUGAUGAUGAUCCUGGGCCGCUGGCUGCUGCCUACAGCACAAGGCAUGACAAAGGACUCCCUCUCGCAGCUCCUCCUUGUCAAUUUAGCAAUGUGCGCAGAUAUCAUCGAGUUCUUCGACAUUCUAAAACUGAGCUUCGUGAAAUCUUCUCACACACUCAUAGUGACAAUUCUUUGCUUAUGGACCUGGAGUUUGAUGCAGUUUCCAUUCAACACCAUGUUGAAACUUGACAUCGAAGAUGAAGGGUCGGACGAGAAAAAGACGGCAAAAAAUGUUGAUAAAAAUUUGCGAGGGAAAAGAGCAAUUGUUCCAUAUGAAGGGGAGCUGGAUAUGCCUAACAGAGCUUCAAUGACGUCAAUAGACUUCAGGCAGGCCAUUGCUGCCAAGAGAAUGUCACGUGACAUUCUGCUGAUGUCGCAUAAUUAUUCACGUGGAUUACCAGCUGGUUAUCUGCCAGAUUUUCGGCGAAAUUCAUAUCAGCCUCAUGUAAGGGACAGUGAUUCUCCUGAGCCUAACCUGGACCAUAUUCAAAAUGUCCAUACCGAGAGAGGCAUUUCAAAUGGGCAACCGAGAGGGCCUGGGCGUUUUUCAUUAGAUGUGGGACAAAUGAGAGCGAAAGGCACGACGAGAUAUAUGACGACAUCAAUGACGUCACCGAAUCUCAGGCUUGACCUGAAAGGGCUCCAGGAAGACAUGAUUCGCUCCAAAGAAAAAUCUGCACGAACUAAUUCAGCAGGGCUGGAGACAAAUGUCGAUAUAGACGCUGAUUUCUCAGAGGAGGAAGAAACAAAAAAGUCCCGUAUUACCAUAGAACUGUUGGGGAUUCUAAUGUCUCUAUUCAUGCAAGACGGACCAUUCCUUACCUUUCGCCUAUUCAUCAUCGCCCAGUAUCAAGCAUAUGAAUACAUGGUGAUUUUCUUGACAGCAAAAAAUGCGCUGGUCCUGGCGUUACAAGUAUACCGACUUUGUGUUCUUCACUGUACGUGCUAUGACCAUAAGGAGAACGAUUUCUCUCCUGAGAACGAGAUCGAUGCUAAUUCUCGGCUAAAGAACGUCCAGGUAGCCAUCUCACACGGAGGUAAUGAGGAAUCCGAGGACGAGUCUCUUCAUACAAUGGGCUGGAAUUUCACAAGGAAAUGGCGAAGGAGCUUUAAAAAUCCAUUUUCUUCCUCGCAUUUGUCUGAUUCGCAGGUACAUUUAGCGCCAUGAUACGCAUGCUCAGCCGCGACGGUGGGAUUAUUUGAGAAUUCAUCCUGAAGUCUUAUAUAUAUGGUUUGCUGGAAAUGAUCCCAGAGUCUUUCGAAACGUUGCCAUCCCUAAUGCGCAUGCACUUACUUAUCUAGCUAGAUUUAACUGGUCAUUCAGAUCCAAUAUUUACCAAUGAGAGUCGAGAAAGCUCGAUCCCAGUAUCUGCCCCAGGGCUUCUGUAGCGUAUGCGCGACCAACUCGAUCUCUGAGGUUAGCUAAGAUUGGAUCGUAAACAGAGGAGAAAAGCGAUGGGCUAUCGUGGGCCCGCGAAAGGACACGGCAUUUUAACUGUGAUAAGGUCAUCUGGAACUUUGAGCAGGACUUUGAUUACCAUCUAGGUCUGGAUACCUAAGCACUGAUUUCGCUAAAUCAAAAAUAAAAAUUUGCUUGUUGUUA